GUCCUCACCAUACAAGAGCACCAGAGCUCCGUCGUGUCCGUCGCCAUCUCCCCCUCGGGCAAGCAGAUCGCCUGCUCCAGUGCCGACGGCACCGUCGUUGUCUGCAGCACGAAGACAGGCGAGGUCCGCUCCGUCCUCCGAGGCCACUUUGAGCAGGUCUCGUCCGUCUGCUACAGCCCCAGCAGCGACAUGCUUGCUAGUGUUGGGUGGGAUCAGAGGAUGUGCAUGUGGAACGUGAAGACCUGGGAAGAGUUCGCAGCUCCUCGCUCCUUCGCCACCAUCCUCAACACAGUCACCUUCUCCCCGCAAGCCUCCUACAUCGCUGUAGCUGGAGGAGAGCUGGGAGGGAGCGAGGAGUCCAUCUUUGUGUGCUAUGCUAGGACGGGGGAGCUGAAAGCGUCGCUGCGGGGGCACGAGGGGGGCAUCACCUGCCUGCAGUUUCAUCCCAACGACGAGCAGCUGGUCGCAUCCUCCAGCUACGACGAGACCGUGAGGAUCUGGAGCCUGACCACCAACCGCGAGCUCCUCGCCUACACCAAGCAUGCUGACUGGGUGCGCGCUGUAAGCUUCAACCCCUCGUCCUCGGACGAGCUGGCAAGCGCUGGUGAGGACAGGACAGUGCGGGUGUGGGAGAUUCAGACUGGCGAGGAUCGGCUCGUGCUGAAAGGGCAUGCACGGGAGAUCCACGCGGUUGCGUGGACCAGGGACGGAGAGUUUCUUGCGAGUGGCAGCGAGGACAAGACGAUUCGGCUGUGGAGAAGGCGAGACGGGGCUGUGCAUGCUGUGUUCCGGGGGCACGAGAAGAGGAUCAACUCGCUCUGCUUCAACGGGGACGGCAGGAUACUUGUGUCCGGGUCGAGCGAUCAUGCCGUCAAGAUCUGGGUGGUGGAACGGGAUCAGCCGCAGGAGGAGGAUGAGGAGGCGCACACAGGAAAAAUUUUCAAGAUUGCCUUCAGUCACGAGGAGCCCAGGAGGUUGGCGACGUGCAGCUCCGACACUACCAUCCAAGUCUGGAACUUUGAAACCGGCGAGCCCAGCAGCGCCGGGCUGGGAGGACACGCUGACUAUGUCCUGGACGUGAGCUUCAGCCCUCACAAGCCCAGCAUGCUGGCCAGCUGUAGCUCAGACAUGACGGUUCGACUCUGGGACCUCGACAAGCGAGCCAUGCUGCUCCCUCCCUUGCAGGGGCACCAGGGAGCCGUCUGCUGCGUCCUCUUCCACCCCAGCGACCCUGGGGUGCUGGCAAGCGGCAGCGCCGACAGCACGGUGAGGGUGUGGGACAUCAGCAGGGGGGAGCUGAGGAGGACGCUCAGGGGGCAUGACAGCGGAGUCGCCUCCCUGGCCUGCAGCCCGUCGAGCCCGAACGUGCUGGCGAGCGGAGGGCAGGACGGGCGGAUAAAGCUCUGGCACUUCCUGGAGGGAUCGCCAGCAGGAUCUGACCUGGUGGGGCACGAGAGCUCGGUGGACCACUUGCGGUUCCCCCGACCGGGGACGCUGCUUAGCUGCAGUCAAGACGGGAUGCUGAUGAUGUGGGAUGUA
Guillardia theta CCMP2712 is the source of this 1539-nucleotide messenger RNA. RefSeq lists its product as hypothetical. The annotation marks the transcript as partial. The transcript has a single exon. Lineage: Eukaryota; Cryptophyceae; Pyrenomonadales; Geminigeraceae. The record is from RefSeq and is a predicted model, not a curated record. Gene Ontology annotation, molecular function: protein binding.